Molecule: messenger RNA, 2125 nt
Organism: Papilio machaon (common yellow swallowtail)
Lineage: Eukaryota; Metazoa; Arthropoda; Insecta; Lepidoptera; Papilionidae
Product: coiled-coil domain-containing protein 174
Exons: 10
Coding region: 488-2110 (540 amino acids)
Cellular component (GO): nucleus
Source: RefSeq, a predicted model, not a curated record
AAACCUCAAACGAUCAACCACCUCGUAAUGAAAGCCAAAUAUCACCACAAACAUUAAUGACUCUUUACUUAUCAUUUAUCAUCGUAUUAUUAUAAACUUGGACAAAACAUAUGUAGCCACAUGAUAAAUAUCAUAAAAAUAUGCAAACGGUUAUUACUCAAAAUAUAACAGUACAGUUCAGCUGCCGUCUGCUGAGUGUUUUUUAUGUUCUUUAGCUUGGGAUACAACAAAGAAGGUAACUGGAGGUAUACCUCAACAUUUCAGUCUCAACUUAUAUCCAUUCAUCUAUAAAAAGAUUUUUGGGAUUCAAAACAGAAACGUAAACACACAAACUCAUUACAAGGAAAGAAAAAAGUGUUUAUAUUUUUGAAAAAGCUUAAUUUGAGAAUGUUGGAUAAGAAAUAAUGUUUAAAAGGCCACUAAAAGGAUUUGUAUGAAAACAAAAAACUAAACAUUUUCAAAACAGCGACAACUUUUAGUGAGUAAAAUGAACGAACAGUCAGUAAAGAAGAUUUCUUUUAACAAAUCAAUUCUAUUAGGUCUCAAAGCAGAACUUCUUAAGAAACAGGAAGAGGUAAUUGAAAAGAAACAACUACCACAGCAUAAAGUAGAAAAUUUUAAACCUCCAAAAGCUGAAAAGAAACCAGAUGACAAUCAGCAGAGCCAUAAAACUUUUAAAGAUAACCUUAAAGCUGUUGACACAGACGAAUUAGAGGCUAUUAGAAAAUCUAAGUUAGCAUUAGAGAAGAAAGCAGAAUUAUAUGAACAUUUAUCGGAUAAAAGAGGAAAUUCUCAGCUCGCUGAAAGGUUUCUUGUUGAUUUUAACAGCAAGAAAGAAGCAGAAUCAAAGGAAACAGAGCAACAUAGUGAUGUUGAAACAGAAACCGUUAACAAUGUUGUUGAAGAUGAAAGUGAAUGGAUUGAGUUUACUGACUGUUUGGGUCGAUCUCGCAAAUGUCAUAAGUCAGAGGUGGAGUUGUUUAAGAAGAGAGACAGGGAGUUGAUGAGGGUUAUCACAAAUUCUGAUGACAACGAACCAGUUGAGGAAACAAAACAGCCAGAGAAACCGUUUUUGGUUCAAAAAACUAACGAUUACUUGCAAUCGUUGCGCGAGAAAUGGGAAGAAAAAGAAAAGGAAUUACUUGCGAAAGACAAAGAUAUACAUUAUCAAGAUUUAUUGUUUGAUGAGGCAAGAAUCCAUGGCGUCGGUUACUAUUCCUUCUCGACGGAUGAAACAACACGUCAGAAGCAAAUGCAAGAAUUAUUGAAACAGAGACAGGAGACGUUGCGCGCACAGAAGGAAGCAGAGGAGAAGAAGAAGAAACGUGAUGAACUGCUGGCAGCGAGGGUGGCAGCUGCUAGAGCCCGACAGCGCGCCAGAGCUGGUCUACCUCCAGAGGAACCGAAGAAGAAUGAAAAAGAUUUUACAACGUGUCUGUUGGAAUUUUUGACGCAACAGAGAAACGAAGCGGAAAAUAAAGCGAAAGAAGAAGAGAAGAAGAUUCGAGAAGAACAAGAGAAGGAAAGGCAGAAGUUGAGAGAAACUUAUGUACGCGAAUGGGAUAUCGGUAAAGAGGGUAUGGACGAGAAAGUCAAGAAGUUCAGAGAACUAACACAAGAAGAAUACGUGGAACAACAAAGAAGUAAAAGAAUAGACGAAUUCGCACCACUUCCUCAAACUUCGACAACAGCGAGUCAAGUUUUUGAUGAUAAAGGAAAUAUUGUUCAUGGAAACAAAUCAUGGUCAGAUGUUAGACCUAAAACACCUCCUCCUCCAAUUAUUGGACCUAUUGAUGAAGUACCCAAAGGUCUAUUUUUUACAACAAAAAAAGAUUUAAAAUAUAAAAAUUUCGUACCAGCAUCUACUCCUAUAAUAAAUGAAUUGGAUGAUGAUGAAGAUAAAAGACCAGAAAAGAGAAGAAAUGUUGAAUCUAUAGAAAUAGCACCACCACCUACUUAUGAUUAUUACGGACCUAUUCCUAAACAAGCUAAAGGAAAGAAACCAUUUGAUUCAGAUAUAAAUGAAGCUUAUACUCAAGGCGCUAGAAGUUUAGAAACUAAAAAGAUAGAUCGAAAAUUACCUCAGCAUUAUGAUUUUACAUUCGAUUGAUUUAUAUCUAGAUAU